GUGCAUGCGCCGGCUCUUGAGGGUAGCCCACGCAGCAGACAUCCUUUCGCACGUCGCGCAUUCUACCACUGGUGUUUCCUUCAAUUUGUUGUAGUGUUCGUAUUUGUCGGUACUGAACCUCGAUUGCGUAGCUCGAGGUGCAUCGCGCCCCCCGUCUACGCGUUGCAAAGGCACCGUUUCUGGCGGGUUUCAUGCAGCUGCCCAGUUAUUCCAUCUCCACUAAAAAAAAAAGGCACUCUCUAGAGUAUGCCAGCCAUCUCUCCGCCUCGCAGUAGAUCUUCUCUUCGCGAUCGCAGUCAAGGCAGCCCACACCUACGCGUUAGCAGCCGUUCCGGCGCCUCAAGUCCCUUACGCGUUCCCCAGCUUGAUCGUCUCCACAACGGUUCUUACAGCGCCCAUGCUCCGCGAUCCGGCAUUCCCGGGCCGGGGUCCUUGCACUUCACCAACUUAAUCUCCCCCAGCGGUUUUGCUCAACCGUCCUACGCGGUCAGCGCAGGCACCGGUAAUGGUGGAGGCGGCAACACCAACAGCGAUAGUAGUAUCGACAAUUUUGGCCAGUCGUAUUCUCUGUCGCGCGCUUCUCGGCGAAAUGAGUCGGUGGCGUCGCGAUCGGGCCGCCACGACCGCGCACACCCGUCGUCUCCUCCCAAGCGGCGCGGCGUCCACUCGCCCAUGCCCCGCAGCACCGCCUCUGCUGUUGAUGGACGCGAGAUGAAGCUGCUCACGCCGCCGACGCCGCAUCUGCGACGGAGCACCCUAGCUACAGGGACUACUGGCCAUCAAAGCAGCCCGCGAGGUCGCAGCCGACAGCAGCAGGCGGAGGACAAAGCGCGGCGCUCCGUCUCUCCGCGAAGUAACACGCUAGAUGCUGCCGCCGCAGCCGGAGGAGGGGGAGGGGCGAUGACCAGGCGGGACAGCAGCCCCUUGUUCUCGAACUUCGCAUCCUGUACUUCGAUGAAUAGUAAUGAUGGCGGGGGAACGGCUGGGCCGCCGGCCACCUUUCCUGCACGUUCUACAGCGUUAAAUCCGCUACGUCCCACCGCCGUGACGAUCGAACUGCCCGCGGACGCCAGUGUAAGCGUGAACGGGGGAGGCAUUUCCACUACGCCCUCCACCUCUCUCGCCAACCUUCCCGCCACCGGAUCGUCCAAGGAACACUGCUCUUUCUGCAAGGCGGUGGACACGGCGCUCUAUCUCUGCCCUUGCGGAUUGGCCCGCUACUGCAGCACGGUGUGCCAGCACGCCCACUGGUCGCUCCAUCGCACCGUGUGCGGCAACAGCGUGCACGCCGUGGAGCCGUCGUGGCGGCGCUGCGACUGGUGCGGCCGUGCCUCGCAAACCUUGCGCAGGUGCGCCUGCGGUGUGGUGUACUACUGCGACGUGGACUGCCAACGGGCGGACUGGCCCUAUCAUCGGCUCGUCUGCAGCACGGUAGGGAGUGCGGCGGUUGUGGCGGCCCUCCUCGGUGGUCCGGCCCCCCGCACGACGCGCGAGGCCGCCACGCAGACCGCCCACUGGCAGAUCAACGUGCCCGUGCGGCGGUCGAUUGCGCGCAGCGAUGUCGCGCUGGAUAGCCGCGGCGUCAGCGGCUACGCCUCGACGAGUGUGCCGCCUAGCCAGCAGUACGCCUUCGCGGAGUCAGAGAGUUUUGCCGAGACCCGCUUUUUGGAGGGCAGCAGCUCGGAGAGUGAGCCGUCCUUUCCCCGCUCCAAUCGCACGCAGCCGCCGCCGUGGGCACACGGCUCGCCGGCCCCGGGCGACAGCGCCCUCACCGACGCGUCGCUGUUGAGCAGCAACAGCACCUCUGCCACAGCGGCAGGGCGUACGGGCGUGGCAGGACACAUGGACCCGGCGCGCCGGCUUUCUCCGUCGCGCGUUGGCAACGUGCUCCGCCCCCAUACGUCGUCGGGGCGUCGCACGCCUAACCCACAUCCGCGCCCCCAAUCCUUUUAUGAAAGUCUGUGCCUGACCGCCAGUCAGCAGGGGUCAUCGUCGCCGUCCACGGCGCACUUUCGCAGCUACACCGACGCAAGUUCGACCAUAAGCAAAGGGACGGGGCACAGCAGCGUAGGCUUCACGAAGAGUACGACGAUGAGCAGCGGCAUCAUCGGAGCAGGCAGUCGGUAUCCCUACGCGGUGAGUGAAGCGGAAGGUGCCGGCAACAGCAGCAACGUGUCGCCCGCCAUCUCGAUGUCGCCGGUUCGCGAUCAGCCGAGUUUGCUGGCCUUCGCGGCCACGUCUCAGCGCAAGAUUGAAAGCGACGAGCAAAAGGAGUGGGCGGAAUUGUGCCGUCAGUUUCACGUUGAUCGCAUUAGCAUCGAACUGAUGGUGUUGCCGAAGUUGGAGGAAGAGCAGCGUAUGACGAUAUUGAAGGAAGAGGUGAUGUGGUGCAUUGUUACCGGUUACCCCGCCGCAAAGAGUCUCAAGCAACGAGUGCUGCGGAGGGAUAAAUAG
Leptomonas pyrrhocoris is the source of this 2454-nucleotide messenger RNA. RefSeq lists its product as hypothetical. The transcript has a single exon. The record is from RefSeq and is a predicted model, not a curated record. NCBI's taxonomy places the organism in Eukaryota, Euglenozoa, Kinetoplastea, Trypanosomatida, Trypanosomatidae. The coding region runs from base 955 to 2454 and encodes 499 amino acids.